AUAUAAAAUGUAUUCAAUUAAGAAACAAUUCAAAUCUUUAAAACUAUUAUGACCAAGUAUUUAUCAAAACGAGAUCAAAGUAUUGUAUGUGAAUCGAUCAAUCUUGUAAAAACAUUCUGUAGGUAGGAAAUUUAUCAUUGAAAAAUUGGAUAUACAUACAGAGAAGAUUUACAGAUUUCCCUCUCAAUGUUUGUUUUCAACUUACGUAGAUACUUCGUUCAUCCUGUUUGUUUACAUUAGAUAGUAAAUGAAGUAGACUAUAAUCGUUGUGAUGGAUUAAAAACCCGUUAAAUCUACUCUGAAAAUAUUCUUUGUGAGUUGAAUAUUGAUGACAUUAGUUAUUUAAUUUAAUCAAUUCUUUAAUCAUAUGUAAACACAUUUACGAUAAACCUGAAAAGAAAAUGAAGUCUGAUGGAGAUAUAUAUAAGUUUUAAAAACUCGGAUGGAAAAAUAAUCAUUUUGUGAUAUCAGAGAACCUUUUUUUCUAUAAAAACAUAAAUAAUGCCGUCUGGGGUUAUGAGCUCUCCAGAAUCUCCAGUGCGUCUUAAUUCGCCAAUGGCAUAUGUGCAUCCCAGACUAACAGAAAGAGGAUCUUAUGUACAAAGAUGGAAAGCUUUACGAGACAGAAACCGGAAUCUUCCUAAACUUGAUUUCAAUACACAAAUUGCUGCUAGUCUACAAAGACAGAACACUAAAGCUCAUCUUGGUAUAACAAGGUCAUUAACACUGGACAGUAUGAAGCUUCCUUCCAUUUCUAAUGGCAGCAUAGCAAAUGGUUCAAUAUAUACUACAAAGAGUAAUAAAGAAAGAGGAUCAAAGAAAGUCGGAGUACAGGUGCUGAUUCAUUAUACGAGAUGGCGGUAUAGUCCAGUUGGAAAAUCGGAAACAGAAAGUAUUUUAUCCGACACUAAAUUAACGAAUGGUACAUUGUCCAAGUCAUUACUGAAUGGUACAUUGUCCAAGUCAUUACCAAAUGUGGCUGAUGUUGAUAAUGAAGUUAACAAACCAAGCAAUAAUUCUUCAAAGCACAGAUAUGAAAGAAUAACGCAAAAGAAAACACUCAUAAAUCGGAAACCAGACAAAGCAGAAACUGAGGUCAAAGAAGAUCAGCCAUUAGAACAAUCUGGUAUUUAUCAAUUUGACAUUACUGGGGAAUUCCCUACUUCUGGAGAUGUUACUCAACGAUUUUCAAAAAAUACGAUUGGAACAAUUUUAGAAAAUGAAACACUUUCGGGUCACAAUUCUCGACAGACACGGUGCAGAUUAGAAAAUGACCGUAUUGGACGUCGCAGUCGAAGGAAAAAGUGGCGAGAUAAUUGUAAAUGCAUGAGAUGUGAGAUUAUGCAUCGGCAAUAUGAAGAAAAAGAUGACCAUUAUACAAAAUGGGGGAUCUACCCCUGCCAACAACAUUUAGCCAGACAAAAAUAUUUUAAACAAUAUUUUUACGAUAGCGACUAAUGAAAUUUCAAGAUUGAUUUAGUGUAAUGAUAGGCAGUGCGAAUUUUUCUUAACCACCACUGUACCUUAUCCGGGUACUUCUGGAUAUUGACAGCAUUCAUUCAUAUGUAAUUUGUAUCCAUUUACAUUUUUUUCAAACACUCGGAAUAGAUGAUAAAAUCGGUCGUAAUUCCGCUGGAUUUGUGUUCCAAUUUCUGAUAAUUGUAUUUAUAAUUUCUGACGUUUAGGCAUUGCCAUUGCGGAUUUAUAACUACUCGGAUUUAUACAAUUCCAACUUUUAUAUCGUUAUACAGAUUUACGUAUUUUUAAUACCUGAUUCUUAAGUGACCAGUAUGAUAUAAUUGGUUGUGUUCGAUGUUCCUAAGUAUAUACAUGUUCAACGAUUGGAAAUUUAAGAGACCUUUAUCUCAUUUAGUCCUUUUUAAGAACCAAAGAUACAUAUUGUUAUUAAUGUCCUUUCUCUUUAUUUGUUUUUAUAUAUAAAUAUAUAUAUAUAAAGAAGUACAAUAAGAGCAUUAUGUUAUUCGUGAUUCGCUUAUUUAUCAAAUGAUAAAAGAUACCUAUAACGAUAAUAUUAUGUCACAUAAAACUGGUUUUUACUAUUGAUUUUAUUUGGUCAGAGUUGAUAAUUUAUAAAAGAAAUUUUAGAGUUGUAUUUUUACACGUAGGACAUAUUGAUUAUAAAACAUUAUCAAUUGCUGUACAGCUCAGCACACUCUAAUCGUUUAUAUUAAACUAUUAAGCUUAAUGACUUGUGUUAAUAACCAUAGAAAGAAUAAAACCAGGUUAAAUCCACUAUUUUCUACUUAAGAAAAUGCCUGUACCAAGUCAGGAUUAUGACAGUAUUUAUCCAUUCGUUUGAUGAGUUUGAGCUUUUGUGCCAUUACUUAGGGACUUUCCUUUUCGAAUUUUCCUUGGAGUUCAGUAUUGUUUUGAUUAUACUUUUUAUCAUUCUCUCAAGUACAAUUAAUCGUUUCAAUAGUUUGAAGGCA
Mytilus trossulus (common blue mussel) is the source of this 2450-nucleotide messenger RNA. RefSeq lists its product as uncharacterized. The record is from RefSeq and is a predicted model, not a curated record. The transcript is spliced from 4 exons. The coding region runs from base 502 to 1458 and encodes 318 amino acids. Lineage: Eukaryota; Metazoa; Mollusca; Bivalvia; Mytilida; Mytilidae.